This is a messenger RNA of Racocetra fulgida, 1679 nucleotides long. The record is from the annotation of a GenBank genome assembly. Lineage: Eukaryota; Fungi; Glomeromycota; Glomeromycetes; Diversisporales; Gigasporaceae.
CAACCAAAUAUGCCGGUCAAGGAAUAGAAAUGGCCGGUGCAAAAUUAAAAGAUGGUUCUCAAUAUUUAAAUACUUGGGCCACUAAUUCUUUGCGAAAAGAAGAAUAUCGGGACUUAUAUUUUGCUGAACCUUAUACUUUUUCAGAAAAGAUGCAAUUACAAAGACAAAACCAAGAAUUAAGAAAGCAAAUUUUAGAAAAUAAAAUAAGCGAAUUAAAAAAACUAACCGAAGAAGCCAUAACAGAGGACACUAUGGAUGGCUAUUAUAAUUUACUAAAAACUUUCAGAAAAAGUAUUGAGGAAUUAGUGAAAUUGAAAGGGAAUGAGGAUAACGCUAACAAUUUCCUAGCCCGAAUGACAGGGGCUGAAUUUAAAAAAGAAAGCAUUAGAUUAGAAAAAAACGACCAAAAAGGCGAACAGGAUCAUAAGCAAAACGAGAAAAGAAUAAAGCAGUUAGAAGCCAAAAAUGGAGACGGGCAGCAUCAAAUAGAUGAAUUAAAAGAAGAAGCGGAAGAGUUAAAGAAUAUUAUUAAAAAAUGCCAAAAAAAUUGUAAAAAUGAAAAAAGAAUAAUGGACACAAAAGGACAAUUCAAAAUAACCGACAAAGAAAAAUUAAAAACCAAUUCACUUUUUACCAUAGUUCCUGCUACAGAAAAAUCCGCAGAACACAUUAGCAAACUUUAUAAAACAAUUGACUAUUUACAAGAGAUAAUAAAUAAAUUAGAAGCAGAAAAUAGGAAUUUGCAAGAAAGAUUAAAUAAAUAUGAACCAAUACCGGAAAAGAUGAAGAAAAUUGAGGAGUUGGGUGAGAAAAUAAAAGAAUUAGAAAGGAAAUUAGAUAAAGCUUGCCAACAUGGAAACGAAAUGGAUGAUUGUGGAGAAUGUUUAGAACCAAAAGGAGAAAUAGAAGGUGCCGAGUGUGACCGGUGUGGCAAAUGCCUAAAACCUUCUGACCUGAAAAAACAAAGGGCAAAGAAUAGAACAGUAAAAAAUAAUAUUCCGACUUACUCCGACCAAGGAAUACCCACGCCCCCACCAACUCCACCUUUAAAACCCGUUAAGGAUAAUAUUUCUCUAACUGACCCUGAAAACAUUCGCAACCCCAACUUUAACCCUCAUAUUGGCAAAGUUAAAGAACUCCAACAGCAAGUAAAAUUUCAUGCUAACCAGGCUCAAACAUACUUAAUUAAUUUACAAAAACUAACCGCUGAAAAUGAUCUGUUAGAAGAGAAAGUAAAAAAAGGAGUAAAUUAUCAACUAGCCCAGGCUCUAAAAGAGGCUAAUGAGAAAAUAAGAGAACUAGAAGCAGGUAUUAACAAAUCUAAUACUCUGAUUAACGUAAAGGAUGAGACAAUAUCCUUGUACGAGGAAAUUAUAAAUGAAUUAGGCGGCAAAAAAGGAGCAAACAACCAAAAGCACAGAAGUCAAAUUUUUUCUCGCCUAUUGGCUUCUAAUUUGCCAUCCAAAAAAAUAAAAGAAAAAAUAGAUCAUACUCCCGAGCAAUUGUCCCGAGAAAGACACGAAAAUAAGCAGAAUGCUCAAAAAGAAUUGAAAAAUAAGGAGGCUGAAAUAACAAUAUUAAAAAGCCAAGUAACUGAAUUAGGAGGAACGGCCGGUGCAAAUCCUAGUGAAAAACUAAUCGAAAGCAAACUACGGGAGGUAGUAGUAGCCAAAGAUUGA